This is a messenger RNA of Clonostachys solani, 726 nucleotides long. The record is from the annotation of a GenBank genome assembly. Lineage: Eukaryota; Fungi; Ascomycota; Sordariomycetes; Hypocreales; Bionectriaceae.
AUGACAUCCUCCUCCGCCACAAAACACCAAGAUCAGGGUGUUCACCAGGAAGAUAUAAGCCGCACCUAUACUGCUGGCGGACACGUGGAAGACCGUAGCCAGCCAGGUCUACCUACUAUCCAUCGAAAGCUUGCCAACCCUUCCCCAUUAGGAUUUUUGUCCUUUGCCACGAGCAUGUUCCUUAUUUCGACCUUCGGCAUUCAUGCCCGAGGUGUUGCCAUCCCCAACGUAAUGAUUGCCGUCCUGAUCUGUUUUGGCGGUGUUGCCCAAUACAUUGCCGGCAUAGUGGAGUUUAUGACUGGAAACACCUUCGGAGCUAGCGUCUUUGUAUCUUAUGGCGCUUUCAAUCUAUCCUACGGUCUAAUUUACCUUCCGGGCACGGGUAUCAUAUCCGCCUACACCGACGAUAAAACUGGCCAGCUCAGCUCUAGCUUCAACCAAGCUAUCGCCAUAUAUGUUUGGGCAUGGUUUAUUCUGACUGUGAUUUUCACUCUGGGAGCCAUAAGGGGCUCAUGGGUUCUCUUUAUAGAUCUUUUGUUACUUGAUGUUGUGCUUCUGAUGCUCGCUGCCGGUCUCAUGGUGGAUAAUAGCAAACUCACUCUCGCGGCAUAUAGCCUGGGAUACAUUGUCGCAUUUCUAAGUUACUGGGCUGGAUCGGCGGGUCUCCUCUCGGGAGCCACGCCCUUUGAGCUACCUAUGUUUCCCAUGUUUGCCGACAGGGACUGA